Megalops cyprinoides (Indo-Pacific tarpon) is the source of this 1997-nucleotide messenger RNA. RefSeq names its product zinc finger protein ZIC 2-like. Gene Ontology annotation, biological process: central nervous system development; regulation of transcription by RNA polymerase II. NCBI's taxonomy places the organism in Eukaryota, Metazoa, Chordata, Actinopteri, Elopiformes, Megalopidae. Gene Ontology annotation, cellular component: nucleus. Gene Ontology annotation, molecular function: DNA-binding transcription factor activity, RNA polymerase II-specific; RNA polymerase II cis-regulatory region sequence-specific DNA binding. The coding region runs from base 454 to 1773 and encodes 439 amino acids. The transcript is spliced from 3 exons. The record is from RefSeq and is a predicted model, not a curated record.
AUUGCCAGUCUACUGAAGAAGAGGGACACUCAGAGAUAAACAUACAAACGAAAGAGAUAAACACACUAAUAGGAACAACGGUCAGAGAUGCGUCGAGAAGCUUCGUGCGGAAGACCUAAUGAGAAAGUCAAUUAUGCUGGGCAUUUUCCGUAGAAGAACCAGCGUUCAAUAAUUUCUUCAGAAAAAAAAACGCAAAGGGAUCGUUCCACAUCUUUUCCUUUGGAUUGUGAAUUAAGUACGAGAAGAAGUGGUUACUAAGGCAAGCAUUAGACUGUCUUUUGCAGUCAGAGGAUCAUCGCUUUGAACUUCUGUCGAUGUCGUGUUUUUUCCCCCGUCCGGCAAGCGAGAUUUCCAUUGAAGAAUAGGCAUUAUAAUUUAAGUGUUUUUUUUGACGUAUUGUUAAAGUGAUUUACAGAGUGUUUUUUGAAAUCAAACCAUAUUCGUUGAGAAAUCAUGUUACUGGAUACUGGUCACCAGUUCCCUGGGUUGGGAGUUGGCACGUUUGCCAGGCACCACUCGGCAAGCGAAAUGCAGGACAGAGACUUGGGUUUAACGCAGAAUAGCUUUGUUGAUUCUGCACACAUGGGCGCUUUCAAACUGAACCACGACAUCUCGCCGGGACAGAGCUCUGCUUUCACCUCUCAGGCGACGGGUUACCCCGCUGCGGCUUUGGGUGCUCACGCGGCUCAUGUCACGUCGUACGCUAGCUCGCCUUUCAACUCCACGAGAGACUUUCUCUUUCGCAGUCGCGGCUUCGGAGACUCGUCUCCAGCAAGCAGCCAGCACGCUAUUUUCGGUCCCACAGCGGGGUCUCUACAUCACUCCCAUGCAGACGGACAAGGCCACAUAUUGUUCCCAGGCAUCCACGACCAGCAUGGAUCACACGGCUCUCCGAAUGUGCUAAACGGACAAAUGCGACUUGGACUACCAGGGGAAGUUUUUGGGCGAUCGGAUCAAUAUCACCAGGUAUCUAGCCCCAGGACCGACCCUUACUCCGCCGCCCAACUCCACAAUCAGUACAGUCCCAUGAGCAUGGGUAUGAACAUGGCAGCCCAUCACCACCCCGGUGCCUUCUUCCGCUACAUGCGGCAGCAGUGCAUCAAGCAGGAGCUCAUCUGUAAGUGGAUCGACCCGGAGCAGCUCAGCAACCCGAAGAAGAGUUGCAAUAAAACUUUCAGCACCAUGCACGAGCUGGUCACCCACGUCUCGGUGGAGCACAUCGGAGGACCCGAGCAGAGCAACCACAUCUGCUUCUGGGAAGAGUGCCCUCGAGAAAGCAAACCCUUCAAAGCCAAAUAUAAAUUAGUCAAUCACAUUCGGGUCCAUACGGGGGAAAAACCGUUUCCUUGUCCCUUCCCUGGAUGUGGCAAGGUUUUCGCUCGAUCGGAAAACUUGAAGAUCCACAAGAGAACACAUACAGGUGAAAAACCGUUCCAAUGUGAGUUUGAUGGCUGCGACAGACGCUUUGCGAACAGCAGUGACCGAAAGAAACACAUGCACGUCCACACUUCAGACAAACCAUAUCUUUGCAAAAUGUGUGACAAGUCCUACACUCACCCCAGCUCCCUCAGAAAGCACAUGAAAGUUCACGAGUCCUCUUCCGGGUCUGACUCCUCUCCAGCAGCCAGUUCAGGCUACGAGUCCGCGACGCCCCCUGGCCUGGUGUCCCCGUCCGCUGAAACGCAAAACAACACCAACCUGUCGCCCCCGUCAGCGGUUCACAGUAACAAUGGACACAGCCUGUCGUCCAAUUUUAGUGAAUGGUACGUCUAGGACGGAAUAUUCAGAAUCCAGAUGCAUUUCACAGAGCGUAAGGAAAAAUAACAGCAUUACAAUAGAUAAAAUGCUAACACAAAGGAACUUGUAAUAUAAUGUGAUGAAAUACAAUAUUGCAUAACUUUGUGAAUACACCAGUCAACUGAAUAAAAAUGUUUUAGAUUUAUUUAAUACUUUGUAAAUAAAAAUAAAUAUUACUUGCUCCCUUUCUGAUGGUUGUA